Molecule: messenger RNA, 2072 nt
Organism: Purpureocillium takamizusanense
Lineage: Eukaryota; Fungi; Ascomycota; Sordariomycetes; Hypocreales; Ophiocordycipitaceae
Exons: 2
Coding region: 262-1881 (539 amino acids)
Cellular component (GO): extracellular region
Source: RefSeq, a predicted model, not a curated record
GUAGCAUGUAGGUUUGCACGACAACAGGCAAACACGAUCUGCUAGUCAGACAGUCACUCCUUGAGCGCCGCUCGUUGUGUGUCCCCUCUCGCUCCUUGCCGUUCGCUGUGCGAUCCAGUCAGUCUGUCGCGCACAUUCAUUCACCCCCCUCUUUUUAUCUGCUUGCGUUCUAUUCACCUCACCCCUUUUCCCUCGAGGAAAUACACACGAGACCCGUACGAAACAACCGAAGAAAGAGUCCCAUUUACUCUUCGCUACACGAUGCGCUCUGCACUACUCACCGCCUUGCUGCCCCUCGUCGCGGCGUUUCCUGCUGGCUGGGAGACCAACUCGAUCGAGGGCGGUGCGCGCGUAGACGGAGCUCCUCACGCUGAUGUUACCCGCCGUAGCUUCGCUCCCUCGGGCCCGAUGGAGGGUAAUGGUGGCUCUCGGGGCGGCCCCGCGGGCAACCUGCCCGACGCAGGACUCCCGCCGUCGUCGUCCGGCGGCGAUGGUGGCGCCGGCAAGUCGGACAGCACGUACAUCAAGGAGACGCUCCGGAUGCACAACGAGAAACGAAGCCUGCACAAGGUCGGCAAGCUCCAGUGGGACGAGAAGCUCGCCACCAUGGCGAGCAACCACAAGUACAGAUGCGAGAGGAAGCACGACGCGCAAGAAUUGGGCGUGGGCCAGAAUCUCUACAUGUCUGCCAUGAUGGGCCCUGGAGGAGCUGGUGGAGGACAAGGCAUGAACCUCGUGCCGAGGGGGCGGGGUGCCGUCAUCGAGGGCCGCUCGCCGUCGCCCGAGAAGGGCAGCGCGGGCCAGAGCGGCGACGCCGUCCAACAGAUGAAGCAGGCCAUGGACGAGUGGUACGACAAGGAGGAGCCGCUGUACAACUACGCCUCUGGGGACUUCUCCAUGGCCACGGGACACUUUACUCAGAUUGUCUGGAAGAGCACCACCCAUGUCGGCUGCGCCAUAUACUCUUGCCCCAGCAGCGGCAAGAUGACUGUGUGCAACUACAGCCCGCCCGGUAACGCUGCGUCCCUGUUCCAGAAGAACGUCCUGCCCCCCACGGGAAGCCGCAACUCGAGCGACAGCACCGGGCCCGAUGACACCCCCCCCCCCUCUGACCCGAGCUCCGGGACCGAACCCGGCUCCAACAACGACGAGUCCAACGAGAUCCCCGGCUCCUCGGACACCUUCCCCGGCCCCGAGACCCGCCCCAAGCCUACUCCUAACGACGGCGGCGACGGCAGCGGCAGCGGCAGCGACACCGGCAACGGCAAGGGCAAGGGCAAGGGCAAGGGCAAGGGCAAGGACGACUCGGGCCACGACACCUUGCCGAAGCCUCCCGCUCCUCCCGGGCGACGACCCUGCCCGCGCCCCAGCAACAUGCCUCUGCCCGGCCAGGACAAGACGAAGUCGCCUGAGGAGAAUCUUCCGGAGGAAGGAUCAACGGAGACGAAGCAGCCCUCCCCCGGAGAGGAGGGAUCGGAGGAGGGGGGCCCCAAGGACGACGAGCCCGUCGACACAGACCCGUCGUUCCCCGGGCAAGACAAGCUGCCCCCCAAGAACGGCCCGGGCGGAGAGCCCACAGGCACGGAGUCACCGUUCCCCGGACCGCAGCAGCCGCCCAACUUCCCCGGUGGCGCCGGGGAGGACGGCUCGGAGAUCCCAACGAUGCCUGGCGGUCCCGGGCAGCCCGGGCAGCCUGGAAGCGGUCCCAUGCCGCCGACCUUCCCCGGGGGUGCCCCUGGCGGUGCGGGAGGCCCAGCGCGCGACGGUUCUGCUCAGCCUGUUCCCCAGCCGCCGGCCCCGGUUCUCAUGCCGCCUAUGCGCCCUGACGCGUCCUACUCAAUGUCCAAGAGGGUCGCCAAGAUCAGGCGCUCUCAGGAAUAAGGCCCAAUGUUCGCCUACUGGCAGCAUCGCCAUCGCCAAGGUCACAAGGGUGCAACGCCUUAUUUCCCUUUUUUAAUUCUUCGCUGCGGAGCCCCUGUCGCCACGGGUGAAGGGGGGGGCAGCUCGCCCUUCCUUGUUCCCUUUGUCACGGGCUCAUUAUAUAGUCCUGAAUUUGGGAUUAGAUGACGAAC